Messenger RNA from Diorhabda carinulata, 3220 nucleotides. Its product is annotated as cytochrome P450 6k1-like. The transcript has 10 exons. NCBI's taxonomy places the organism in Eukaryota, Metazoa, Arthropoda, Insecta, Coleoptera, Chrysomelidae. The coding region runs from base 164 to 3178 and encodes 1004 amino acids. Gene Ontology annotation, molecular function: oxidoreductase activity, acting on paired donors, with incorporation or reduction of molecular oxygen; heme binding; iron ion binding. The record is from RefSeq and is a predicted model, not a curated record.
UUAAUUUACGUCAAUUCAUCUUUAAAUAAUUUUACUUUGAUAUUUUUAAAGAAAAUUUGCAAUAUUCUAAUUUUUAAAAAUGUCCAAACUCAACAUUUCUAGUAACUUCAACCAUGUUGAGUGAAUGUUUACUAAGAUAAUAGAUAGGCGGAAAAUUUUGUAGAUGUUAUCUUCAACAUGGAUUAUAUCCCUGCUAAUAUUAAUUUUAACGUCGAUAUUUGGUUUGUACAAAUAUUCCACAAGGCAUUUUGAUUACUGGAAAAAACGGGGAGUAUAUUAUAAGAAACCAUCACCGUUUUUUGGAAAUUUCUACGAAGUGUUUACUUUACAAACAUCGACGUUUGAAUUACUAAAGAAAAUGUAUGAAGAGACUGACGAACCGUAUUUUGGAAUUUUUGUUUUCGAUAAACCGAUUUUAGUUUUGAAAUGCCCGAAAUUGAUAAAAGAUGUUCUUAUAAAAGAUUUCAACGUGUUCUCCAAUAGGAGUAUAACACCUUCUUCUCAUAAUUUGACGACAUCCAAUUUUAUAUUCAUGCAAAAGGUUCCAGAAUGGAGAACCACCAAAUCCAAAUUAAGUCCAUUUUUUACUUCGUCAAUGAUGAAGAAUAUGUUCGUCACCGUAGAUUUGGUUUGUAAAAAUUUUGUGAAAUAUUUAGAGAAAUCACAUGGAAUCCUUGAUGCAAAACAAAUAGGAGGUCAAUUCUCUCUCGAGGUUAUUUCUAGAUGUUUUUAUGGUGUUGAUCCGCUGUCAUUUGAUGAACAAGUUUCGUCUUUUCGAAAACAUGUCGAAGGGAUUUUCGAAUUCAGUUUACGAAAUAUAUUCGUUCAGUCCUGUCACUUUUAUCAUCACUGGUUGGUUGAUACUUUAAAAUUAAAUUUCGUAGCAGCAAAUACCGAGACAUUUUUCAAAAAUGUAUUCAACUCUGCUAUGCAAGCAAGAGAAAAUUAUAAAGGGAAAGCUACUAAUCUGAUUGACGUCAUGAAUGCUUCGAAAGAUGAUUCAGAAUUGACGAACGCUUUUUCAAAUGCCAUUUUCUUCAUGGUAGCUGGCCAAGAAACCACAAGCUCUUUGAUCAGUUACGUUUUAUAUGAAUUGGCUCUUAAUCAAGACAUCCAAACAACUUUAAGAGACGAAAUAGAAAAUUAUGUACAAGAAUAUGGAGAUUUAACUUACGAAGAAGUGAAAAAUUUGAAAUAUCUCAACAUGGUUAUAAGUGAGGGUUUGCGUAAAUAUCCUGUGCUUCCUUUUUUGGACAGAACAGCAAUGGCCGAUUAUCGUCUGAAAGGAACUGACUUAGUAAUUGAAAAAGGAAUGACGGUUUACGUUUCCUUUUAUGCCACUCACAUGAAUCCACAAUAUUAUCCAGAUCCUGAAAAAUUUGAGCCCGAAAGGUUUUUGGACGUUGAUUUUAAUAACGAAGAUGGUUUGAAAUACUUUCCAUUUGGGGAUGGACCUAGAACCUGUACAGGAAAAAGAUUGGGUUUGCUUAUGGCGACCAUGGCCAUUUUCUAUAUCGUGUCAAAAUUUAAAAUAGAAAAAUGUGAAAGUACGCCAGUUCAAAUGGAAUUUGAACCCAAGAGUUUCGUACUACAUUCAAAAUAUGGUCUUACCAUAAAAAUAAUUCCCAUUCUCUUCAGUGAUAGUUUACGAAAUCACUUUAUUUUUGAAAACUGUUUACAAAUGCUCAUAACGUCGUCAUGGGUCCUGGACCUUUUCGGAUUAGUGGUAAUUUCGGGAAUUUCGAGUUACAUAUAUUUCACUAGAAAUUUUAAUUAUUGGAAGAAAAGGAAGAUUUAUAGUCCAACACCGAUACCGUUUUUCGGAAACUUUUUUGAUUCUCUUAGUUUCAGAACAACUAUUCACGAAAAUGUCAAGAAGUAUUAUGAUAGUACUGAAGAUCCCUUCUUCGGAUUGUACAUUUUAGACGAACCUGUUUUAGUGCUUAAAUCCCCCCAACUAACUAAAGAUGUUCUAAUCAAAGAUUUUACCGUUUUUUGCGAUAGAAGAGUAUCAACACCGAAACAUUCCGAUAUGCUUUAUUCGGUAUUUUUUUUGAAAUAUAAUCGAUGGAAAAAAGUUCGAUCGGUACUUUCCCCAUUAUUUCGUACUUCGGUACUCAAAAACAAUUACUUUCAUUUAGAUGACACUAAAAACCUUCUGAUUGAUUUUUUAUAUAAAAACAAUGGUCUUAUCGACGCCAGAUUGAUCGGAGGACAUUUCGCUACAGAAUUAUUGGCGAGGUGGUUUUUUCGAGUCAAUCCUCAUUGCUUCGAUGGAGGAGAAUCCAUAUUUAGGAGAUAUAUUCAUAAAUUAUUCGACUUCAAUUUCCGAAAUGCCGUUAUACAAAAUUUGUUUUUCAUCAAACCGUCGUGGGUUUCUUUCUUCAGAUUAGAUUUCGUAGUCGAUGAUGCUAUUAACACUUUUAAAGAUGUUUUAAUGACUUCAAUGGCUGCUAGGAAAGACCAAUUCAAUGGCAAUGUGCAAGAUUUAACCGAUUUAGGUAGCAAAGGUGUACUUGAAAAAGAAAAAACGAAUAAUGAUAAUAUGGUUUUUGACAUAGCAGUGUCGAAUACUAUAUUUUUUUUAAUUGCUGGUCAAGAGACAUCGAGUACUAUUUUAGCUUUUACAUUGUAUGAACUAGCAGUAAAUCAGAAUGUACAAGAUAAAUUGAGGAAAGAAGUUGAAAUCAAUUUACAAAAACACGGAGACUUUACUCAGGAUGGUAUCAAAGAUAACAAAUAUAUGGAAAUGUGUUUAAAUGAAACGAUGAGGAAGUAUCCAGCCUUACCAUUUUUGGAUAGAAUACCUAUUACGGAUUAUAAAUUUAAUGGUACAAAUUUCGUGGUCGAAAAGGGGACGUCGGUUAUCAUACCAUUUUUUGCAUUACAUAGAGAUGAAAAUUAUUAUCCGAAUCCCGACAAAUACGAACCAGAGAGAUUUUUGAACAAUAAUUUCAAUGUGGAUGGUUUGAAUUUUAUUCCUUUCGGAGAAGGACCUAGAGCAUGCUUAGGCAAGAGACUUGGUAUGAUGGCAUUAGCUAUAGCUAUGUCCAAUAUUAUAAUCAAGUUCAAAUUGGAAAAAUGUGAUGGAACUCCAGAAAAGAUAGAAUUCGAACCGAAAAAUUUUGCUCUAAUAUCAAAAGUUGGUCUACCGAUAAAAAUUACCCCUAUUGAUUGACAGUUUUUUCAAAUUGAAAAUAAUAAAGAUAUUUUUAUACCA